CACCUUAUAUAAUACGCGUAUCUCACCACGAAAGGCGACCAAUGUUGCGGAAUUUCUUGGACCUUCGAUAAGUUAUAGUCGAGAAAACUUCAAUUCAGUCAUCGAAUAUUACUCCGUCGAAUCUCUUCCGGUAGAUUUAAAAAAAUGGACUUAUCAAUUGCUAAAGGAAAACAUGAAGAAAUUUUAUGAAAAUUCAAACUUAGGUUGGAGUUCGAUCAAGAAGAGGAAGGAAUUGCGCGAGGUCGGCGCGCGCUACCUUAUUGCGAGGCAAAUUGACAAGUCAGAAUCGAAUAACUUGGCCGGAAAGCCACUUG
Molecule: messenger RNA, 314 nt
Organism: Acaulospora morrowiae
Lineage: Eukaryota; Fungi; Glomeromycota; Glomeromycetes; Diversisporales; Acaulosporaceae
Source: the annotation of a GenBank genome assembly